CGCUGUUACAUCUACCACGCCCACAAUGAGUAAAGGAAAUGCCAACAACGGUGAUGGUGUUCCUGGAUAUUUUUUUAUAUUGGAAAACGGAUUUGGACUUGUGGGCACUGCGUUUUGGUCCUUUCAAUUAGUGCCUCAAG
Acaulospora colombiana is the source of this 140-nucleotide messenger RNA. The record is from the annotation of a GenBank genome assembly. Lineage: Eukaryota; Fungi; Glomeromycota; Glomeromycetes; Diversisporales; Acaulosporaceae.